CCUGCAGAAGCAUCGUCUGUCAUAUUUCUAGCAGAGGAUUUUUAGGAAACUAUAUUAAUUACAUAGAAAUAUCACAUAAAAAUAAACAUUAGCACACAUGUUGUGGUCAGAAGAAAUUUGCAAUGCCAGGGAUAGUAUUAUUUCAGAGGAGGUGGUCGUUUGGAUCAGAUGAUUUAGUAGUCCCAGCUGUAGUGCUGUUGUUUAUGCACAUUGCAUGGGAAGUAGUAUUAGCUGUUAUACUUGGAGUUGUAGAUUUUGAGCAAGCAAAGACGUGCACUGUUGGACUUGUUAACCUGAAGAACUAUCUCCUUGGUUACCUUGUUAUGAUAUCUGUGGCCAUAGUGAUAGAAGUUAUCAUUUUCUGGGUCAGUUUAAGAGGAACCAUUCUACAUGCUGAGCCCAGAGAUUGUAUGCAGUAUCUUCUGUAUACUAAAUUAGCUGUUCUUUUGUUUGAAUUUUCCUGGCAGAUAGUUGGCAUUUUAUGGCUAGUUAAACACUACCAGAGCUGUAAAUCAGAGUCUCCAAAGAAAGCUGCUUUAGCUAUAAUCAUUAUUAACUGGAUAGUAAUGUUGUCCAUAAUUAUAUCUACAUGGUGUACAUAUGACAUUGCUGGCAGGAAGUGGGUCAAAAUGAAGCGAUUCCAGGAAAGUCUGAAGGAGAAAACAAAACGAAAUAAAAGAAAUAGUGGCCGUCGUAACUGGAGACAAAGGAGUAGUUUUCUGAGGUUAAUUUUCCAUUACCGUGAUAUGGAGAGGUAAUAGCUUUAGUUGCAGUUUAUCCUCAUUAAUAUAGGGAUUUGACAUUAACAUUGAAAAAUAUAAAUUAUAUAUAUAUAUCAAUCUUUAUAAUAUUUUUAUACC
Messenger RNA from Mytilus californianus (California mussel), 860 nucleotides. RefSeq names its product diacylglycerol lipase-alpha-like. Lineage: Eukaryota; Metazoa; Mollusca; Bivalvia; Mytilida; Mytilidae. The record is from RefSeq and is a predicted model, not a curated record. Bases 123 to 758 code for a protein of 211 amino acids. The transcript is spliced from 5 exons. Gene Ontology annotation, cellular component: postsynaptic membrane; dendrite membrane.